CGGACGACGAACAAUAACAGAGCUAGAUUUGCAGUUGUCUGAGUGUUAGGGAAAUGAAAUCGCCCCUGCAGGUAAUUGUCGAUGUCUGGUGUGAGUCACACUGCUGCAGAUCCGCCAUAUGAGUGUUAUGUAUUCGCCUGUGGUGCUAAAAUACGCCCGAGGAAACUAGCUGUUGUCUCUGUCUGGGAGCUAUUGUCUGAAGAUUUUGAAGUGACAGCUGACACUGUACAAGCUGCCAUGCUUUAACUCUCUAAUUUGGUGAUGCUAAAUUGACUCCAAGUUUAUUGAGUAUUGUAAUAUUACAUUUCUGGCGAUAUGGGGACACAGAAAUCGACAUCUCUACUAUGUUUCAUUUAUUUAAGUGUUGGUUUAAGUUCGGUGAUGUCCCAGUUCCCUGUUUCACCAGUUUCGUCAUCAGACUCCCAUGCCUGUGAUUAUGACGGUGUUUUGGAAUGUUGUGCCGGGUUUUAUUUGAAUGAAACCAACUGUGUUGAAUGUCCUUCUGGAUAUUAUGGAUAUAAAUGCUCAAACCCAUGCAGUCCGCACUGUGAUACAAUGAGUUGUGAUCACAUCAACGGUCGAUGUGAGUGUAGUGAUAUGGAAUAUUAUGGUACAACAUGCGAUAACAAAUGCAAGUGUGAAAACGGGGCAACUUGUGAUCGGUUAAGCGGUAAGUGCUUAUGUCGGCCAACGUACUGGGGAGAGUUUUGCUCACAUCAAUGCGAAGCUUAUGAAGAGUUUAUUGACAAUACUUGCCAGUGUCAAGAUGGACGAUAUGGAUUAAAUUGUGAAUUACACUGUCUGUGUUAUAAUGGUGCAUCUCCAAGAUGUAAUCGUGAUACAGGGGACUGUAACUGUCCGCCGGGCUGGACUGGACGUGACUGUACUGACUGUGAUCGUAGUCUGGUGUAUAGAGAUACCGAUCGUCCAUUUUGUGAGAAGAGGUGUUUGCAUUGUACAAAUGGUGAUACUUGUCAUCCCGAUGCAGACGGUGCUUGCAAUUGUUCUGAAGGCUGGAUGGGUAAUAAAUGUGAAACAUGCGACAGAGAUCACUACGGAUACUUGUGUGAACAUCAGUGUAAUUGUCAAAAUAACGCACAUUGUGAUCUUCGAGAUGGCACAUGUACAUGUCUGCCGAAUUAUUGGGGCGUGUUUUGUGAAAACGAAUGCCAAUGUGGGAGUUCAGAGUUCUGUGAUCAUUUCAAUGGUUGUCAGUGCGAGGCAGGAAAAUAUGGGUCAGCUUGUGAAGAGGACUGCCCUUGUUACAAUGACGCUGUAUGCGAAAAACGGUCUGGACAAUGCCAAUGUCCACUCGGUUGGCUUGGGCCUCGCUGUGGAGACUGUGACGAAUCAAUUUUUUUAGCGAACGGGACAAAUUAUUGCAGCGACAGAUGCUUACAUUGUAUGAAUGGUUACACAUGUCAUUCCAUCCUAGGUGAAUGCCAGUGUACUGAUGGCUGGACUGGGGAUAGGUGUGACACCCCCUGUACAAGUAACACUUAUGGAAUAAACUGCCAGAGUAAAUGUCAGUGUAUGAACAAUGCAAGCUGUGAUUAUAUAUCAGGAGAAUGCCUCUGUCUUGCUGGCUGGGAGGGGGAUAGAUGUGAAACCCCUUGUGAUGGAAUGCACUAUGGUGAACUGUGUCGGCACAAAUGCCAGUGUGAGAAUGACGCCCUCUGUAGUCCUCAAAAUGGAAAUUGUAUCUGCAGCAAUGGUUGGACUGGUGAUAGGUGUGACACCCCAUGUGAACUCAGUUGCAGCGAUCAAUGUCAGUGUCAGAAAAAUUUGGUUUGUGUAAAUGGAACAUGUUACGCAGCUCAUAUCCCAGCUGGUAAUCAAGAUGCAAGCAAUCUUUCCUUAGCCAUUGGUCUGACAGUAGCCUUUCUUCUGCUCAUCAUUGCAGUCACCAUAGCAAUAGUGAUUAUAUUUAAGAGAUUGAAUUGCAUGAAAAAAAGGCAGGGUAAUUAUCAAGGCAUCGUUAAGGCAACAAGAAGAACAGAUACCAUGGCGGCAACUGAGCAGUUAGAGUUCUUUAUUGACAUGGGGGAUCCAUCUCGUGGCUCAAAAAAUGGGGAAGUGGUGUAUGAUGUUCCUGAAGUGGUUCAUUCCAAAGAGAAUACAAGUAUUGCAGAACCUGUGUAUGCAGAAUUAGAAGAUGAGACAAUCACGGACAUGCAAGAGGCAACAUUUCCUGAAUUUGCGGCUGUGAAGAAGACACCACCGAGAAAAACAUGUGAAAAUAACGUGCAAGAAAAUGAAUAUGAAAGGUCAUGGGAUACUGGUGGUGGGGGAUACAACAUUUUAGGUACAGGGGAAGAAGCUACACAUGGAGGGGAUGAGUCUCCUUACAAUAUGAUUGAUAGGACUGGGAAAACAUACAGGCCAAUUGUGAAACCAGACUCAAAUUAUAGCAAAUUGAAUGAAUAAAGGUUUC
Messenger RNA from Saccoglossus kowalevskii, 2434 nucleotides. RefSeq lists its product as uncharacterized. The record is from RefSeq and is a predicted model, not a curated record. Lineage: Eukaryota; Metazoa; Hemichordata; Enteropneusta; Harrimaniidae. Gene Ontology annotation, molecular function: scavenger receptor activity.